UGGCUUCCUCAUGAUGAUUUCUUGUGUUGUGUUGCUAAUAGCUCCGACUGGUGCUGGAGAUGAUGAUGGAGGGAAGAAGUUGAUAAUUGGACUUCCUUAUUAUAAAUCAGGUUUCGCCCAGUUUGUGGAUGUACAAAUCGAUCCUACUAAUAACAAUAAUCAGGUCGUCCAGGCUAGCGGCUAUUCUAUUGCCGUCUUCAAUGCUACAAUAGCCUACCUUACGCGUUUACAUCACGGUAUUUCUUUCGAGUUUAGAGCUUUCGUAAACAACAAUGGAAGCAGUGCUGGGUAUUAUGACGCACUUGUCUCCCAAAUUUCUGCAGAAAAGUAUGACGCUGUGGUGGGAGACGUGACGAUUUUGGAAAAUCGGUUUAACCAUGCAGAUUUCACGUUGCCAUAUACACAAUCUAAUGUGAAGAUGCUUGUGAAAAUCCGGCAUGAUCCACGGUUGAACAUGUGGAUUUUUGUACGACCGUUUAAUUGGAGUCUUUGGAAAAAAUUCAGUGGGGUUUCUAUCCUGUGGCUUCCUGUUGUGCAAGCAGUUUUUCCCGAAAGAGAAUCACUGGCCAAAAAUUGCUCUAGGUUUGUGCUGGUGAUGUGGUUGAUAUUGGUAUUUGUGCUCAUGCAAAGCUACACAGCAUGCUUAUCAUCUAUCUUAACGGUACAUCAAUUACAACCUCGAUACCUUAGUGAGAAUGAUGUUGCAGAAGAUUCCAACAUUAAUGUUGGAUACCACAGUGGCUCAUUUGUGAGGGACUUAUUGGUUGAUAACUUGAUGAUCAAUAGUUCAAGGUGA
Messenger RNA from Neltuma alba, 796 nucleotides. Its product is annotated as glutamate receptor 2.9-like. The transcript has 4 exons. The record is from RefSeq and is a predicted model, not a curated record. Bases 11 to 796 code for a protein of 261 amino acids. Gene Ontology annotation, cellular component: membrane. NCBI's taxonomy places the organism in Eukaryota, Viridiplantae, Streptophyta, Magnoliopsida, Fabales, Fabaceae. Gene Ontology annotation, molecular function: ligand-gated monoatomic ion channel activity.